Molecule: messenger RNA, 1234 nt
Organism: Misgurnus anguillicaudatus (oriental weatherfish)
Lineage: Eukaryota; Metazoa; Chordata; Actinopteri; Cypriniformes; Cobitidae
Molecular function (GO): DNA binding
Source: RefSeq, a predicted model, not a curated record
CAGUAUAUCCCUGCUUACUAUUAGCGCGAAAACGUCAACAAAACCAACGUGGAGGAAAAUAUGGCGGAAAGUGGAAAGCUUCAGAAUCUUUAUCCCCCUUCUGCAAGGGUAAGGUCCGAAGUAUGGAAAUAUUUUGGUUAUAAAAAGGAUGCAGAGGGAAUGGUGGUUGAGGACGGUUUCCCUAUUUGUAAAAAGUGCGGAAGGGAAAUAGCCGCGAAACAUGGAAACACCUCCAACAUGUUUACCCAUCUGCGCAGAAAUCACCCGAUACAAUUCAGAGAGAUAAUGCAAAACUACAGAACAAGAAUAAACAGUCCUAUCUCCCGGGCAAGGAACACUGCAAUAAGAAGAGAGAGUUAUAAGCAAAUGAGGAGAGAGGGAAGGAUAAUGGUGUCUCCAGGGGUGCAAAACCAAACUUCAACAACCAGUGAUGAUAAUGAGGUGAACUCUCAGGGUCAGCAGGAAUCUGUUAUAAACUCAGCCAGCAGUGAGACGGACUGCAGCUCUGUGAGUCCUUUGAGCAGCUGGUUGAAACAAGAACCAAAAAAUGAAAUGAUCGAGUGGGAAAAUAUGAACUCUGAGGUCCACACUGAUGCUGAAACGGACAUCACAUUGAGCAAUGUCAUCUCCACAUCGACAACUCAGGUGGAAAGUUUAAUUACCAGUGAGAUGCUGACCAUCACCAAACUGCAGGGUCAGGUUGAAAACAAACAGGAGAAGAUUGAAGCACUGGAGAAACAGGUGCAGGAUCUGCAGGAGGAUCGCAAGUUUCUCCGUACACAGAUCGAGAACCUCACCAGCGUUCUUUCUGCUUACGUCCGUGAUGGUGUUAAUAAAAAUCAAGAAAAGUAAAGGCACAAGAAAGAGCUUAGAAAUUGUUUUUUUCUAAAACCGUGUAACUGUGCUGUCUGCCUUAAGCAAGAUCAUAAAUGCACCCUUUUUGUCAAAGUCCAUCACUGAAACUCACAGAAUCAUAUUUUUAUGUGUGAGGGUAGGGUUAAUGAGUAGUUAUAUCAUAACCUUAUUUGGGACAGUUCUCCUGGUUGUCUGCCCCUGAUGACCUCACUGUUACCUAUAUGAGAUUUUCAGAACACCAUCACAUCAACACGGACCCCAUUACAGCUAUAGAGACUGUUCCUCUGAGGCUGUGUGAGAAAAUAUGUGCUUAUGGGGCAGGUUAUGGUCAUUUGUUACUGUGGAUGAAGUACACAAAUAAAAGUACAAGUAGGUUAGA